GGCUUUAAGGAGCUUGACGUUUGGUAACAUACACUAGUCAGAGAUUAUCACCUGUGACUCAUCAAGUGCUAACAAACCACCACCACCGCCUGGACACAAGCGAGGAGAAGGUUUAAAUGCAGACUGUGAGGAAGGGAUGUCAGCAUGCAUGCUGAUGGGGCUCCAAGCAAGCGCAUGGUGCAACAGCGCUGCAGAAUCCUGAAUCCAGCGCCUUGGAGAAUCCGCGUCCUUGUUUUGCGGUGAUGUGCGGGAGCCUGUGAAACAAGCAGCUCACACUACUGCAGUGGAGGAGUAAAUGCGGAGCCCAACAGUGCUCCAGGUGAUCCACAGCAGCCCAGCCCGGCACGCUGCUGUCUCCUCUUGCCUUCCCUCUCCUCCUCCUCCUCCUCCUUCCCCCUCCCCCUCCUCCUCCUUCUCCUCCUCCGUCUAUGCUCCGUUCGUCUGAGGGCUUUGCAAAAAAAACCAAAAAAAAAACGGAGCAGAAUAGCAGAGGAGAAACCCCGCUUGCCCAUCUCUGAUGUGAAACACCUUCUCGGCUGGCGGCAGCUUCCCAGUCAUCGUGUGAUGACACACAGCGUAUGUGCUCCAAUGCCUCGGCAACAUAGGCUCGCUGCACGAGCAGACACCUUGGUCCCGGUCUGGGAAAUUCAAUGAAGCCAGACGCCUCCCUCCGGCCAGGAACAUGAAGGGCUUAUCGGGCAGCCGCUCCCAACACCAGAUCCCUUUACCCCAUGGGCUCGACUACGACCCCUACGUGCAUGACUUCCACACGCACCAUGGCUCGGACACCCGCCACACCUCCUACCUGCUCAGCCCGACAGAGAGCUGCCCUAUGGACUUCCAACAUCGCUACUCACCGCGGAGCUCCAUUCACUCCGACUGUAUGAUGAUGUCCCCGGUCGUGAUGCCUCCCGUCGCCGUGUCCGACCACAUCUCCAGCAGCACCUUCCCCCGGAUGCACUACAGCUCUCCGUAUUAUGAUUCGGCCACACGGGACGACUGCGUCGCCAUAACAGCCUCUGCCACCUCGCCGGCCGUCGCCGCUGCUGCAGCCGCGGCCGCCGCCUCCUCGCACCACGCCGGCACCAAGAGCAAUCGCCUCCCCGCCAAUCUCUUGGAUCAAUUUGAGAAGCAAAUGCCACUACACCGCGAUGGCUUCCACACCUUACAGUACCAGCGUACAUCCACCGCCGCCGAACAACGCAGCGAGAGUCCCGGCCGCAUCAGACACCUUGUUCAUUCGGUCCAGAAGCUCUUCACAAAGUCCCACUCCCUGGAGGGAUCGUCCAAGAUGAACGGCACAAAAGGCGGCGACAUUAUAGGAAGCGGAUCAGGGAGUUACCAUCACCACGGCCAUCAGCCUAACAAACACGGCAGCAAGAGGAGCAAGAGCAAAGAACGCAAGCACCGGUCCGGCGGCUGGUGGAGCUCUGACGACAAUCUGGAUAGUGACAGCACCUACCGUACUCCCAGCGUCAUGUCCCGACACCACGGGGAACACAUCGCCCAUUGUUACCCAGAUCCCAUACACGGACACCACUUUGGAGAGCUGUCACUCAAGACCUCGAAGAGUAACAACGACGUCAAGUGCAUAGCCUGUGACAGUAUGGCAAUGGCGCCCGAAGGCAAAUUCAUGAAGCGGAGCUCCUGGUCUACGCUGACAGUUAGCCAGGCAAAGGAGGCCUAUAGGAAGUCAUCACUCAACCUAGAGAAAACCAUGAUGCACACCGAGCAUAAGCCUUCGCGGACCUGUCACUAUCUACAGGUACCUCAAGACGAGUGGGGAGGAUACCCCGGCGAGAAGGAUGACGAGAUCCCGUGUCGGCGGAUGAGGAGCAGUAGCUAUGUGAAAGCCAUGGGAGAGGUGGACGAUGAUAGCGGCGAUUCCGAAAGCCCCAAGACCUCCCCGCAGAAAAGCGUUCGACCCGAUGCGCUGGUCCUCAAGUCAGCCAUGCAGAGACCCCAUUUCGACACCCAUAGCCCGGGCUACCGGUUGCACACCAUGAGAGAAAUGCGGGCCCACCCAAGCGUGACGCUGGACCCGGCCACCACCUUUCAUCCGCCGCCCUUCCGCUCUCGCAACCAGAGCUACAUGCGCGCUGUCAGCACCCUCAGUCAAGCUAGCUGCGUCAGUCAGGUGAGUGAGACUGAGAUCAAUGGCCAGUUUGAGUCAGUUUGCGAGUCCGUUUUUAGCGAAGUAGAAUCCCAGGCUAUGGAGGCCUUGGACCUGCCGGGUUCGUUCCGCACUCGAAGCCACAGUUACCUCCGUGCAAUACAGGCUGGUUAUUCCCAAGAUGACGACUGCUUGCCUUCAAUGACAUCCUCCACUGUCACUUCAACUCUCAGAUCCACAACAGGCGCCCGUAGCUUAGCUGGGGGGCGUAGAGAGUACGGUAGGUCUGGCAUUCAGUUUCGUCUCCCUACUUCGUGCAGUGUGGACCGUGCUCAGCCACCGCAAGCGGUGUCAUAUCCUCCUAGUUACAAGAAGACCCCACCUCCCGUGCCCCCGCGCGCCACCACCAAGCCUCUUAUCUCUGUGACAGCCCAGAGCAGCACUGAAUCCACCCAAGAUGCCUACCAGGACGGGAGGCAACCCCGAGGCGGUCUGUGGGCCACCGACAGCCUCGGACGUCCCAUCUACAGCUCCAUGGACAGCCUGGACAGCUCCAAAGCCGUCACGAUGGCCAUGGAGUCUGCGGCGCCCAAGAGGCACGCAUCUUUGGGCAGCCACAGCUCCAUCCAGACUUGCGACAAAGCCGUGUUGGUAUCCAAGGCGGAAGAGUACCUCAAAACUCCAAGAUCCUCCAUCGGGAUACAGGUGGAAACUGCGACAGAAUCCGAGACUGAAAGCAAAGGUCUUCCUCAGUUUCACUCUAUAGGUAUCCAGGUGGAGGAUCACAAAAGGCGAGGUCGGGUGAAGCGGUCCAACAGCGUUACCACCGCCGUGCAAGCCGACAUGGAGCUAGAGGGCUUCCCCUCCAUGGAGGACAAGGGUCUGCAGUUCGGUGGCGCUUUUGGGCGCCACUCUGAGCCGAGCACCCCCACGCAGUACGGGGCCAUCCGUACAGUGCGCACACAAGGCCUGUUUAGCUACAGGGAGGACUACCGGACCUCCAGCGGGCCCCCCAGCCCGCAGCCUGCACCCUGGCUUGUUGAACCCAGCCUGGAGGCCAGCGAGACGGGUCGAGUGUCUCCUCUUCGCAGGGACGGCAGCUGGUUCAUGCAGCUUCUUCACAAUGAAUCCAAAAGGAUGGAGGGAUGGUGUAAAGAGAUGGAGGGGGAGGCGGAGGAACACGAUCUGACGGAGGAGAUUCUAGGAAAAAUCCGGAGUGCGGUGGGAAGCGCUCAGCUGCUCAUGUCCCAAAAGUUUCAGCAGUUUUACUGGCUAUGUCAGCAAAAUCUGGACCCAAGCGCCAUGCCCAGACCCACAUCUCAGGACCUGGCCGGAUUCUGGGACCUCUUGCAGCUUUCCAUUGAAGACGUCACUGCCAAAUUUGAAGAGCUGCAGCAGAUCAAGAGCAACAAGUGGCAACUGCUGGGGAGUCCUGAGAAGAAGGAUCGAAAGUGGAUUCCCCCUCUGACCAGGAGGCCCAGCAGGGGCCGUGGCGGGGUCAUGCGAGAGCGAUCGCUGGAUCUCCAGGACCGCCAGCGCCAGGAGGCCCGCAGACGGCUCAUGGCCGCCAAGCGAGCGGCUUCGUUCAGACAGAACUCAGCUACCGAGCGAGCCGACAGCAUCGAGAUCUACAUCCCGGAAGCUCAGACGAGGCUUUGAGGUCCACGGAUUCAUCCUUGAUUUUCUCUUUGCUCAUUUUUUGGUUUCUUCAUUCAACACCAGCUCCCGGCAUCACAUCUUGCUUCCGUCGCCCACUUUAAGAUGUGUUGCCAUUCUUUCGAUUCUUACGCUUCUAGAUUUUUUUUCAAAAUUCAGCCUCCAAAUCAAUUCAACUCCUAAUUCUGAGGAGUGUGGUGCUUGCAGCAAGCUCAAACGUUCCAACUUUAGCCUUUUAGAGCUGCUAUUGCCCCAAAUCAACACCUGAUUUCAAUAUUUUCUGUACUUUCAAUAAUAUUUGGUACACUGAGAGUUUGUUAGUCAAGUUGUAAUUGUUCCUCUCUCUAAAAAAAAAAUCACUUUCAACUUCAGUUCUUUCAACCUUCAUCCAUUUGAUUCAUGGAACUCAUUUUGCUGCUGGAUGCGUUCACGUUGCAGAACACAUUCGUCUACGAACUCGAGAGAUUGCGCAAGAGGGGAGUACAGAACAGCAUUUUUUGCGCCUUACGAUAUUCAUGUUUGUAUUUCCAAGGGAAAUGUAGUUUAUGGAGCUCACGUGAUAAUGUUGCAGUUGAAUUGCAAAGGACGGUUGAUGGUUUUUUUUUUUUUUUUCCCUCCAUGCCAUUCUAUUCGGAUAUUGUGACAAAUUGCAAAUUUGCAUUUGGUAUUGACGGGAUUGUUGGUUGAUUUAACAGAGCAUUUGUAUGGGUUGAUUAGGGCAUGCUCCCACGCUGCAACCUUUAGCUCAGAUUACGCACACACACACACACACACACACAAAACAUCAUUUAGUCAACAAAGGGUGCAAAUGACACUUUAACACUCGUCAGUUACUCUAGUCAACGGUGCUGCUUUUUACUCUCCAAGUGUUGUCCUUAACCCGGGCCUAUGCGCGCACAGACACACUCAAGGACUUUUUAAAACAGAGAUUUAUCAACAUGGUGCCCGUUUGUCUCUGCGCUGGUUGUGUGUGUGUGUGCUCCAAUGUGACGUUAGGAAGGAUCAUCUUUGCAAUGCGUUUGCCCAAAAUAGUCUUUCGGUUUCUAUAAUAAUGGCAGAAAAGCUCUCAUGCUAUGUUAGCACUAGCCUAUCCAGUAAACUAAAUGUACCUAUAAAGUGACAGCUUCAUAAUCCUUAAGAUUGUUCACUUGUAAUUAGGUGAGUUGUGCCGUUUGUUCCCAUGGCAACCACAGAGCCCUCACUUACUUCAGUAGUUUGUGGUUGGUGGACCAGCCAGGACAAGGAAAUAAAAAAAAAGAUUGGGAUUGCCACAAAUCUUAGCUGUAGUUCUUGCCAAAGGUGUCUCGUGGUAUAUAGGUCAGGGUUCUCAGUCAAGUUCUUCCACACCAAACUCAUAAGAGCGUGCCAGACAAGGACUUUUCUCAUAACCUCCCACAAAAGUGUCCAAAAUGUCUUCUUGGUGUGCUUGGAGGAGAAAAAAAAAAAAGACGGAUGGGCCACUAAGGAGCCCAGUACCAUUUCUUAAUACAACAUUAAUGAAUUUAAAUCAUAGAACAUAGAGACCAUAUAGAUUUUGCCUAUUUCACUGAAUUCCAUACUAACAACAUAAAAUGAUAAAAUAUUUAAUUGAUCUGGUUGAAUUGUUUUGGGUUUUGUAAAUCAGUCACAAUAAUGCAUGUGAAUUUCCCGAUGAAAAUCAGCUUCUGAAUUUUGAUUAGUGGAUGGAGGGAAGGUUGGCAGUGUGUGUUCUAAACAUCGGCGAGUUCUUUCCUGCAUCACACACACACACAGCAAUUGUAGGACAACAACUACCUAUUCAAGCAUAGGUGUGUGUGUGUUUGUGUAUUUGUAGUGUUGUGUAGUGAGGAAUUUACAGGGUUUUAGAUAGUGGGGUUAAAAAGACGUGCACCAUGUGACUUGCACACAGUAACUGGUAUCAUGCGGGGCUAUUAGUACAUAUUAAAUAAUCAUGAUAUCAUAUAUGUGCAUAAGCCAAAAAUAUUUGCUAUAAUGGGGCUUGGGCAACUAUGUACAUGACAAUUCCUCAGGUGCCUUAUGGCGUUGUGCAUGUUGAUGGUUACCGCUGCUGCUGCGACUUCUUCUUAGCGUUAUAAAGGGCUGUAAACUGGUUCGAGUCAGAUUUAAGUCGGAGGCACUGCAACAUUCAAAUCCACACUUCAUCAUGUGUUAUAAGAGCGCGAGAGGAAAAGCAUCAGGGUUUUCCUAGAGUGAUUUUAAAAUAUUUCAAAUAUAUCUUUAUAGUUUUAGAGUGCAAGGGAGAGAGGGAAUAAGACCUUUGCAAACAUUUGCUCUUACUUUGAAUGACCAUCAGUCUUCUGUGAUAUCGCUUAACUGUUGUUUGGGUGGUUUUUAAAUCACUAAAUUCUCAAUAAACAAAAACAACUGGUUAACAGUAAUCGGGGAUAAAUGUUUUUGAUACACCAAUGCAAAUAACAUUUUAUCCGAUUGAUUAAUGUAAUAAUCGAUAAAAUAAUCUAAACAUAUUGACAGCCCUAGAGAAGGACAAUUUAAAAAUGUAACUUAAAAUUAAAUUUGAAAGUAAUCGGGGAUAAAUGUUUUAAAUACACUAAUGCAAAUAACAUUUUAUCCGAUUAUUCGAUUCAUUAAUGUUAUAAUCGAUAAAAUAAUCUAAACAUAUUAAAAAAUGACAGCCCCAGAGUAGGACAAUUUUAAAAUGUAACUUAAAUUUAAAUUUGAAAGUAAUCGGGGAUAAAUGUUUUAAAUGCACUAAUGCAAAUAUUUUAUCCGAUUAUUCGAUUCAUUUAUGUAAUAAUCGAUAAAAUAAUCUUAACAUAUUAAAAAAAUGACAGCCCUAGAGUAGGACAAUUUAAAAAUGCAACAAAUUUAAAAUUAAAUUUAUCUGCUGUGAUUGUUUUUUUUUUUAUACGGACAACAGGAACGUGAAACGCUAAUAGGCUCGUCUUGUUACCUCACUGCAUGGUCAUAGAGGGCUCGUGGCAAACUCGGCAGGUGGGCUUGGAGGCCAAGUCUGCGUACUAUGCACCAUUAGUAUGUUUGUGUUUUCGGGAGGACAGUGGAGGUUACGAUUUAACUUUUAAAUCGACCUACUUUGACGCGCCAACUGAAUCAGUGAACAUCAAAAAGUUGAAACUGGUGCUCAAUGUAUGUUUUUUAGGUUCAUUCAGACAAUCGACACACUCACACACACUAACCCCAACUGAUUGAUCUUUAAUUGAGAAGCAUUUACUAGUUUUGUGCACUGCAAAGAUGUCCUUCACUUGUCGUGCUCUCUCUUCUUAUAAAAUCAUGGAUGACAUCACCCCAUCGUCGACACCCGGCUUUAUCUGCUCCUCAAGCAAUAAGCUUAGUUUACAUGCUUAAUAGCUGGGUGGUACUUCAAUUUCUUUUUCAUUUUUCAAUCAUCCCACACUCUGCUUUUCAGAACAAUAUUGAUAUGAUUAUGUCACCGCUUCCAGAAGCCCACUUGAACCCACUCACAAGCAUUGUUAGUAUAUAUAUUUUUUAUAUAAUAAUUUCAUUAUGAGGAGAGAGAGCAGUCACACUGUUGUUUGCCUUUGAUGGAGAAGUGUGUCGUGUUGUGGACGUUGGUAGAAAAAAAAAUGAUUUAAUUUAAAAAAAAAAAAAGG
Molecule: messenger RNA, 7359 nt
Organism: Syngnathus acus (greater pipefish)
Lineage: Eukaryota; Metazoa; Chordata; Actinopteri; Syngnathiformes; Syngnathidae
Gene: dlgap2b
Product: disks large-associated protein 2
Exons: 13
Coding region: 683-3772 (1029 amino acids)
Biological process (GO): signaling
Cellular component (GO): postsynaptic specialization; glutamatergic synapse
Molecular function (GO): molecular adaptor activity
Source: RefSeq, a predicted model, not a curated record